AUGGUCAACGGAAUUCGAGUUCUCAAGCCGACCCUUAUCUUGAAUGCCAAAUGCGCUUCGCUUCUGGGUCGAGCAAGCGAGAUUAAGAAAUCAUCGGAUGCCAUCGAUAUCGGGUUCCUCCUGAACUGGUGUGCCGAUGAGCGCAUUUAUCCGACUGCAUCCGAAGUUCCUAAUGCCACGAAGCAAUUUGCGGACUACUUCAUCGCCACCUACGGCGAUGCCGACUCGUGGGCAAAGGCCGGGUACGAUGUGAAAGCCGAGUCUCAACUGGAAGACAUGCAACCUCUGGCUGAAGUAUCAUGCUGA
Messenger RNA from Hirsutella rhossiliensis, 306 nucleotides. RefSeq lists its product as uncharacterized. The transcript is spliced from 2 exons. The record is from RefSeq and is a predicted model, not a curated record. Bases 1 to 306 code for a protein of 101 amino acids. Lineage: Eukaryota; Fungi; Ascomycota; Sordariomycetes; Hypocreales; Ophiocordycipitaceae.